GUAGGGUCAUUUUCUCUCCACGCUCUCAGCUAACAAAGAAGCUUCUCCCACCUCUCACCCACCUCUACAAAAGGCCAUAAAAACAUACCCUUUUACCCUCUCUUCACAAUCUCCAUGGACACCAACAAACACACCCUCUCCCUCUCACCCACCACAACAACCCAUUGCAAUUCACCCGAAUUCGAGUUCUGGAUGCUACGAAACCCUUCUUUCCCACAACCAAAUCUUCUCUCCGCCGAUGAACUCUUCGUCGACGGCGUCCUCCUCCCCCUUCACCUCCUCCCCACCACAAACAGACCCGACCCACCAACCCAAACCCCCAACACAGAACCUCCUCCUCGAGACCCGGACCCGGAACCCGGUCCACCACCCGAACCUUCACCAGCCAUAACAGAAUCCCCUUCCUCCUCCACUUCGAAGCGGUGGAAAGACAUCUUCAGAAAGAAAAACACAGAAGAGAAAGAGAAAGAGAAAGAGAAAGGGAAGAAGAAAGAGAGAAAAACCGGAGCUGGUGCGAGUUCUGCGGAGUUGAACAUCAACAUAUGGCCAUUCUCUCGAAGCAGAUCCGCGGGAAAUGCGGGUACCCGACCCAAGUUGUUUCCCGGAGCCCCGGCGACCCGGAAAGUAAACAGCGCUCCGUGUUCCCGGAGCAACUCCGCUGGAGAGUCCAAAUCCAGAAAGUGGCCAAGUAGUCCGGGUCGGGUCGGACUCCACGUGGGCCGGAGCAGCCCGGUGUGGCAGGUUCGCCGUGGAUCCGGGACCGCCAAGACCGCCGAACCAGCUCAGGCUCAGAAAACCGACAAAGGGUCGAAGAAAGAAACCGUCAAGACUCGCCGGAGCAAAGCUCCCGCCGGAGGAGGAAGCGGCGCCGCGAAAGCUAGGGUUUUGAAUCUGAACGUUCCCAUGUGCAUUGGGUAUAGACAACACCUGAGCUGCAGAAGCGACGAGAACGGUGCCGUCGUUGGGAGUGGCGCCGCCACGAACGGCGGCGCUGAUCCCCGUGGGAAUGACAGUGGGGGCAAUGAUGGGGGAAGUGGUGGUGGGGGUAAUCUUUUUAAUCUGCGGAACCUCUUCACCAAAAAAAGCAUAGUAACUUCUCACUAGUGUUACUUUUUAACUACGCUACAGGUUAAUAAUUAUUUACUACUGUUAAAUUAACCUUUUCGGGAUUUUUUUUUAAUUUUUCUUAUACAGAAAGUUAUAAGUUUCUCUUUUUAUCUGUAACUUUGUAUGUAACCGAAAAAGUAUCUUUUUCUGACUUACAGAUUAGGAGUUAGGACUAGAUUCGUUGAUGUCAUAGCUGGUUAAUGCUAUCUUUUCUUUUGUGCUCCUCCUCGUGUAAUCUGAAGUGCUUUAUCAGAAUGUAUUUAUUAUUAUAGUAUUUAAGUAGGGUCUUUUAGUUGUUUUUCAUUUUUUUUCUUUGCCCUUUUUAUGUUACGAUAGAACAUGAGGCAGAAACACAGAAAAAAAAUAUAAUCAAAUUAUUUGAUACAGAGGUGUAUGUUAAAGUGCCACGUUGGUCUUUCAAACUUUUAUAAUGUUCAAGCUACCUGCGUGUAACCUUUAAUUACACUGCAAGGA
Molecule: messenger RNA, 1581 nt
Organism: Abrus precatorius (Indian licorice)
Lineage: Eukaryota; Viridiplantae; Streptophyta; Magnoliopsida; Fabales; Fabaceae
Product: translation initiation factor IF-2
Exons: 1
Coding region: 115-1104 (329 amino acids)
Source: RefSeq, a predicted model, not a curated record